UCCCAAGAAGUGAUCCAAUUACUGCAGGUUUAUUACUUGGCCGUUCGACGGGCCUGUAAAAACGACCGUUUCAUUGUACCGUCAGCUGCGUUGGAUACA
Molecule: messenger RNA, 99 nt
Organism: Opisthorchis viverrini
Lineage: Eukaryota; Metazoa; Platyhelminthes; Trematoda; Opisthorchiida; Opisthorchiidae
Exons: 1
Source: RefSeq, a predicted model, not a curated record